Aspergillus steynii IBT 23096 is the source of this 1491-nucleotide messenger RNA. Its product is annotated as cytochrome P450. The coding region runs from base 1 to 1491 and encodes 496 amino acids. The record is from RefSeq and is a predicted model, not a curated record. NCBI's taxonomy places the organism in Eukaryota, Fungi, Ascomycota, Eurotiomycetes, Eurotiales, Aspergillaceae. Gene Ontology annotation, molecular function: oxidoreductase activity, acting on paired donors, with incorporation or reduction of molecular oxygen; iron ion binding; monooxygenase activity. The transcript has 10 exons.
AUGGGCGUCUUUACAUCUCCCAUCGCUCUUUUCGGCGUCGCUCUCGUCGGCGUUGUGGUCUUUCAUGUCCUUUCGGUCAAUCCGCGGCAGAAGAGAUACAACGCCGUCGGCGCUGGUCCACCGGCUAUUCUGCCUUCUAAUACCUUGGGCUUGAACUAUGUGAUUCAGAUGUUUAGAGAGCUGAGAAAGCAUCGCUUUUAUCACUGGACGAAACGGCUGCUCGAAGAAAAUAAUCACACGCUGCAGCUGCAUAUGCUGGGCGCCAAUCUGUUGUUGACUGAUGAUCCGGCCAAUAUCAGGGCAAUUCAAGAUACUCAGUUCUGGGAAGUCGCCAAGUCGAAGGAACAGCACGAGAUCUUCAAACAUAUCCUUGGUGAUGCUAUUUUCGCGCUCAAUGGCGAGGAAUGGAAACAGGAAGCCGGGCUGCUCCGUCCACACAUGAACCGCGUCCGACAAUCCGACUUCGAGGUCACCGAGCGACACAUCCAAAAUGCAUUCAAACUGCUAGAAGACGGCGUCGAUGCCUUCGACGUAAUCGACCGUCUCCAGCUAGACGUCGUGACGGAGGUCUUCUGCGACGAAUCGACCAACUCGUUGACAUCCGACCAGCAGCCUUUCCGCAACGCAAUGGACACUUUGCUGAAAGUCGCCAGUUUCCGACAGCUUCUCGGAAAGGUUGGUGUCUACCUAAAGGAUGAAUGGAUCGCCCCGAAGGCCGUCGCCUUUAUCGACAACUACCUCGAUAAUUUCGCGACAAAGGCAUACGCCUGCAGCGUUCGCGGCAAGAAAGCCAAGGACUCGUUGACUCUGGUUGAUGACUUGAUCGUCAAAGGGAAACGGCGCGCGCAUAUCAAGAACGCAGUCACUGCCACUCUGCUGGCCGGGAAGGAUCCUACGACAACGUCGCUGGCAUGGGCGUUCUAUGAGAUCGCGCGCCAUCCGUAUGUGUUUGAGAAGAUGAAGGGGGAGGUGAAGGAGCAUAUUGGGUUCGAGAGACUUCCCGUGCUGUCUGAUCUUCAUAAGUUGAAAUAUACAAAAACAGUGAUCAAAGAGACCUUGCGAGUUCAUCAUCCUUUGGGAUUCAAUGCGCGAGUCCCCGUUCAGGACAUGACACUUCCUCGAGGAGGCGGUCCGGAUGGAAAAUCUCCGAUUGCCGUGCUCAAAGGCACCCAAAUCUUAUACGGACUCCUCUCGCUUCAACAGCGUGAAGAUCUCGGCGUUAACGACGCGUCUGUCUGGAAUCCAGAACGAUGGGAAACGUGGGAACCCAGUAAUAAAUGGGAAUUCGUCCCCUUCAAUCAUGGCCCGCGAGUAUGUUUGGGUCAGCAAUUUGCCAACUUCCAGAUGGAGUAUUUCCUCGCGCGUCUUUGUCAGGAGUUCGAGAGCGUCACGCUGCUUCCCGAGUCGCCGCGGCAGGAGGGAUUGGUGAAGCUGGAAUUGAAUACUAAGAUGGCUCAUUCAAUUUUUGCGAAGUCGGUGAGGAGGGUGUAG